Molecule: messenger RNA, 771 nt
Organism: Nicotiana attenuata
Lineage: Eukaryota; Viridiplantae; Streptophyta; Magnoliopsida; Solanales; Solanaceae
Exons: 2
Coding region: 1-771 (256 amino acids)
Source: RefSeq, a predicted model, not a curated record
AUGGUCUCGAAAGGUUACUCUGGAGGUCACAAGGGGGAUUGGUGGUGGAAUGGCGAGGUCCAAGGAAAAGUAAAAGCCAAGAAAGCAGCGUACUUGAAACUGGUGGAGAGCAAGGAUGAAGAGGAGAAGAGGACGAAAAAGGAGUGGUAUAAGAGGGCCAAGAAAGAGGUGAAGUUAGCGGUUACGGCGGCUAAAAUGGCAUCAUUUGGACGUUUGUAUGAGGAACUUAGUGACAAGGGUGGAGAUAAGAAGUUGUAUAGGCUAGCCAAGGUGAGAGAAAGGAAAGCCCAUGACUUAGAUCAGGUGAAGUGCAUCAAAGAUGAGGAUGGCAGAGCAUAUCAAAAUGGGGAGGUCGAGGGGGCUAUGCGUAAGAUGUGCAGGGGAAAAGCGGCUGGGCUAGCUGAAAUUCGAGUAGAAUUUUGGAAGAGCGUGGCUAGAGCUGGCUUGGAAUGGCUCAUGGAGUUGUUUAACGCCAUCUUUAGGACGAAGAAAAUGCAUGAGGAAUGGAGGUGUAGUACGAUGAUUCCGGUGUAUAAGAACAAGGGAGAUAUCCAAAAUUGUAACAACUACAGGGGUAUCAAGCUGCUCAGCUACACUUUGAAAGUUUGGGAGAGUGGUGGAAGUGAGGGUGAGGAAGAGCGUGUCUAUUUUCGAAAACCACUUCGGAUUCAUGUCGGGACGUUCGACUAUGGAAGUCAUUCACCUUGUAAAGGCUGGUGGAGCAGUAUAGGGAGAGGAAGAGAGACUUACAUAUGGUGUUCAUUGAUCUAG